UAGGCAGCCUUUAAGAGGCAGUACAUCAAUUGUAGUCAAAUAAUGGGCCGUGGAGAUAAAGUCGGAGCAAAACAAUGAAAAACCCACGCUCGCUAGCAAGGGAAAGGUAAGUGCUUCACUUUCAUGUGCUUGUUUCGAUUCGUACUCAAACACCAAGCCUAGCGGUACCACCAUCAUGGCACACCACCAACAUUGUUCGGAGUCCGCCAUAGCAGGUUCUAAAGAACAUGAUCGGGAGGCCAUUGAUGAACUCAUUGCUUCACUUCCCCGGAGGAAAGGCGCGGUUCGUCCUUUCCAAUGCCUUUACCAAAACUUUUGGUGCCCAAUCUUCGCAGUUCCCAAAGUGAUCGCAUUUCAGCGACACUUCGAAACCAAACACAGCGACAUUGUCCUGGCCUCUCUUCCCAAGUCAGGGACUACCUGGCUAAAGGCCCUGGUGUUCUCUGUUGUUAACCGCUCCCGCUUCGACAUCUCCAACACGCCUUUGCUAACUUCGAACCCUCAUGAACUCGUCCCUUUCUUCGAGUUCCAGCAGUACGGAAGCAGUCCGAGGCCCAACCUUGGUGGCCUGGUGGAGCCAAGGCUUUUCGCAACGCACAUCCCUUACCCCUCCUUGCCGGAGUGUAUCAAGCGGUUAGACUGUCGGAUCAUUUACAUCUGCCGGAACCCAUUGGACAUGAUGGUUUCAUCUUGGCACUUCUACGUCCAGAUGGCACGGUCGGAGAACCAGCCGGAGUGGUCCUUGGAAGAGCAUUUCGAGAUCUAUUGCCAAGGGAAACUAUCAUUCGGGCCCUUUAGGGAUCACAUGAUGGGAUAUUGGAAGAAGAGCUUGGAGAGACCGCACAAGGUGUUGCUCCUCAGGUAUGAGGACUUGAAGGAGGAUAUUGUAGGACAGCUGAAGAGGGUGGCCGAGUUUGUGGGUCUUCCCUUCACUAAGGAGGAAGAGGAGGGAGGUGUGAUCGAAGAGAUAGCCAAAAUGUGUAGCUUAAAGACCCUCAAGGACUUGGAGGUCAACAAAUCCGGCAAAGUAGCCUUGACGAUCGAGUUCGAGAAGAGAAGCUUUUUUAGGAAAGGGGAGGUGGGUGAUUGGGUUAACCAUCUAACUCCUUCCAUGGUGGAUCGCCUCAAUAGCAUCAUCCAAGAAAAGAUGAGCCCCUUUGGGUUGGAAUUCAAAACGUGUUGA
Messenger RNA from Eucalyptus grandis, 1183 nucleotides. Its product is annotated as cytosolic sulfotransferase 15. The coding region runs from base 176 to 1183 and encodes 335 amino acids. The record is from RefSeq and is a predicted model, not a curated record. Gene Ontology annotation, cellular component: cytoplasm. The transcript is spliced from 3 exons. Lineage: Eukaryota; Viridiplantae; Streptophyta; Magnoliopsida; Myrtales; Myrtaceae. Gene Ontology annotation, biological process: sulfation. Gene Ontology annotation, molecular function: sulfotransferase activity.